Molecule: messenger RNA, 564 nt
Organism: Dracunculus medinensis (Guinea worm)
Lineage: Eukaryota; Metazoa; Nematoda; Chromadorea; Rhabditida; Dracunculidae
Source: the annotation of a GenBank genome assembly
AUGGCAAAAACUCUUGCAAGUACUUAUCGUAAAAAAACUGGCGAUGAGAAGAGAAUUAAAUUACAAGGAGCAUCAUUUAUAUCAUCUUCAUCGUUAUCAUUAUCACCAUCUCUCAACGAUGAUAAUACAGCGAUAUCAACGAAUCCCCAAAUAAACUUGGAUUUCGAAAUUCUUGGCUCAAUUAAGCAAGGAAACGAUACAUGUGAAUUGCGGAAUAUAUGCAUACCAAUACCAGUCAACAAUCCCGAUCCUUCAUUACUUAUAUUUCCACGUUGUUAUGAGAUUACUCAGUGUGUUGGAUCAUGUUGUGAUGCCUCUGAACGUUGUAGUCCAAUUACGACUGAAUAUCUCCGAAAGCCAAUCGUCGAAAUGAUCUAUAAUGGAAAUAAUCGUUUCAUUAUCAAUCGAACAUUAAAUAUAACCAUGGAACGACACUUAGCAUGUAAUUGUCGUGAUUGUUUUCAAGAACAAUACCGAUCCAGUUGUACAAAAGCUCAAGUUGUUGGACCUAACUGUAAUUGCCAAUGCCCUAAUCAAGCGGAGAAGCGGAAAUGUGAAAGUUAG